Messenger RNA from Scomber japonicus (chub mackerel), 4079 nucleotides. It is a transcript of the gene tmem201, whose product is annotated as transmembrane protein 201. Gene Ontology annotation, cellular component: nuclear inner membrane. The record is from RefSeq and is a predicted model, not a curated record. Bases 97 to 2055 code for a protein of 652 amino acids. Gene Ontology annotation, biological process: nuclear migration along microtubule. Lineage: Eukaryota; Metazoa; Chordata; Actinopteri; Scombriformes; Scombridae. The transcript is spliced from 11 exons. Gene Ontology annotation, molecular function: actin filament binding; lamin binding.
CUUGCCGCGUGCCCCUUCGCGCCACGCUCCGUGUUAUAUUAAAAACACUACAUUUAUCCUGUGUUGUUUGCUAGUUUGCUGCUAGUUUCAGCAGCAAUGCAGUCUUUCAGCCAUCUUUUGUUGGAGUAUCCGGAGAUAAUGUACACCGGGGUCGGCGCUACGGCGUUUGUGGCCGGCGGAGCGCUGAUCUACAGGAUCGCUACCAGAAAGAAGCCGAUCAAUGCCAAUGUGAACUGCUGGUUCUGUAAUCAGGAUAGCGUGGUACCUUAUGGAAACAGGAACUGCUGGGACUGUCCCAACUGUGACCAGUACAAUGGCUUCCAGGAGAAUGGGGAUUACAACAAACCCAUCCCUGCUCAGUAUAUGGAAGAUCUGAACCAUGGAGUGUGUGGCAACCUACCUUCACCUGUGCCACCUAACACACUGCAGUGGGUCAGCUCUCAGAUGCUGCUGUGCAAGAAGUGCAAUAGGAACCAGCCUGCAAAGAUCAAGCAGUUGGCCUCAUUUAUCCCAAGGGAUGAUGAAAAUUAUGAUGAGGAAAUUGAGGCCUACAAGCACCACCUGGAGCAGACUUAUAAAUUAUGCCCACCAUGUCAGGCAGCAGUGGACUACUACAUCAAAUACCAAAACCGCCAGCUUCGAACCGUGCUCCUAAGCCAUCACCUUCGGCGUACCCGAGAUACUAUCAAGGACUUCAUAAAGAGCUCUGUGUCUGUGUCUGCUCCAUUGGGGGUCAUACUUCUAAGAGUCCUCGCCUUCCUGAUCUGUGCUUUCCUACUUGCUACAUCUUUCUGCGGGUUGACCGACCAGCAUACUUCCUCUGGAGGCCCACCGAUAUUGAGCGGAGGGGUCACUCCUCCAAAACCCCACAAUGAGUCCACAUCCAACAGCAAAGUCAAUGGAAGUGUGAAUGUCUGGCAGGAUCUGCUGGAGCGACUCCCCGAUAUGGCCAUAGAAAAUUCCAAGUUGGUCUGGCAGUAUGGAAAGGAGAACCAGAUGGCUGUUGUCUCUCUUGGUCUGUUGACUUGUCUGUCGGCUAUCUUCAUGGCAGGACCUGCGAGGUUGAGAAGAAUUGAUGCUGUGGCCUCUGUCCUUUGGUUCUUCAUCCUGUGCUUGCACCUGGCCGACAGUUACUUGAAUGGUGGCUUAAGCUGGAUGGACACAGCCAAACUCAGCAUUACCUCCCUCUGUUGCCUAGUCAGCUUUGCCGCUGCUGUUGCAACUCGCAAACCCGAGGGUCUACGAAGAACCAGAUAUCGAAGAUACCUUCCUGGCGGCCCUGCAGUCCCACCCUUCAGCAGCCAAUCUCCUCCGUUCUCCCCUGACAUGGCAGAGUCCUUCAUCCCCACUCCGCCCCCUAACAUCGCCAAACUCAUCAACCGCCAAAAGAGUCCACGAGAGCGCAAGGUCUCCCCCUCCUCUCUGCUCGAGCGUCUCAGCAAAGCCCUCUGCCUUGGCACCGUCUCCUCCUUCUCCACGACAGACUCUGGUUACCUGUUUAGCGGAAGCAGACCAGCCUCCCCGUCAUCAGACUACUUUUCGCUGAAGUCAGUGAGCCGCCCUUCAUCCCCAGGCCCAUCUCCACCUCCCUCAGUAUCUGGUUCAGCUAGUGCUAGUUCCAGUUCCAGUUCGGCCAGACAACGCCGCCCUCUGAUCAGUCCUGCUCGACUCAACAUCAGUGGCCGGAAACUCCGACUUUUCUCAACUGAGACUGAAGCUACGAUCAUGUCCCCACCCAUGUCACCAUGUUUUCACAUGUCCUCCUCACAUGUUGCUCAAACCCCCUCCGUUUACAGUGGCUAUUCACCUUCAAUAUCACCUUUCCAGAUCCAACAAGAUUUGAACUCCAUAAUAAGAGAUGGUGUGAGUGAGAAGGAAAAGCAAAGCAGCUCCUCAGAGUCCUCCGCUUGCUUGGUUGGCACUACAACACAGGAGUCAGAGAAACCCCCUCAUGCAAAUGGUUUUUACAAGCGACUUAUGUGGUCCGGGAUUUUAUUAGCAAGCCUGAGUGCCAAUCUGGUCUUCGCCUGCCUCUGUAUGUACAACUGGAAGUGAACUGUUGAUGGGUCUGCUGCUCUUCAAUUGUGACCUGCACGGAGUGAGUCUGCCUCCGGUUGUCAACCCUGUAGACCUGCAGGUCAAUCAGUAAUGUCAGAAAUCAUCUCUGGCAUUUACUUAUUGUUUGCUGAUGCUUAGCAAAAAUGCAGAUAAUUGAUAAUUGUGAUCGGACCUCGUUAGUCUUCUGUUAUGUCACUCCACCUCUUACACGAACACAGGUGCAGGAGAAUUUAAUUUAAAAGGCUCAGUUCUUUGCACUGAUGUCUGAUGGCAUUUUAAAAACCAUGCUGUGAAAUGUGCAAUAACAUGUACUGUUGAGUUAAUGCUGCUUCAACACAGUCAUGACCUCUUCCAACUGAAUUACACUUCUGGUUCUAUACAAUUGCCAAAAACUAAAAAAGCAGCUCAUUGUAGUGAUGUACAGAUUUUCACUGUGUAAAGUCUUCAUUUCACAGCACUGGUAUUUGCCAUUGUCUUUAUUUGUUUAUUCAGCUGGGAAAGAGUGGGGUGUCCAGCUCUAUCCCAGUGUUUUCUGAUAUGGUUUACAGUCAAUAUUUGUAAUAUUAUGGUCAUUCACUACAGAAAUAGUUCCAUCACCAGACUAUUUAAAUGUCUAAUACCUUUUUAGAGACAUCCUGUUCACAGAAGCAGGAUUAGAAAUGAAUGGUGGCUUGAGGGAGAAUGUCCCCCACAACUGUAAAAUUGCCCUUGAUAUUGGCAUGACAGAGGCUUUUAAAUGCCCUUGUGAAAAAUAAAGAGUUAAGUUUUACUCCUCACUGAGCUGUGAACUGAUUUAUACAGUAUGUUCUUACAGACAUUCUGUUCACAAGUCUGUUCAUAAGGAGCUAAACUUUAAAUGGUGAAAAACCAAAAAUAUUACUUUUCAUCUAUAAAAAGAAAUGAUGUUUUUCUAUUGACCAUGUUUUGCAUAUUUGCAUAAGGCAGCGCAGUGAUCAGUACAAGUUUUUCUCCUCACUAGCUGUGAACUAAUUUAUUCAGGACAACCCAAUGUUUUCUAAUCCAAUUUACAGUCAUGUGUAAUAUGAUGGACAUGAAUAACUGCUAACAAAGUGACUCAUGUCACAAUCAUUCACUGCAGAAAUCUCUUCACUAAAUUAUAUUUUCUGUUAUCUCCUGUAGACAUUAUGUUCAGUGUGUAAGGAGCAAAACAUUAUAAAGGUCAAGUAUAAUAACAAAUGUUAGUUGCAAUCUAUUAAAAUCAUGUUUAUAUGAACAUUGUUUUGGUACUGAGGCCAGGAAGUGACAUGGACAUCUUUUAUCUUUUUUUUUUUUUUUUUUUAAUUUUAUUUGAAAAGCAUGUGUGUGUUUUUAUAACUCGCAUGUGCGCUUUAUUAAAAACAUUAUGUCCAUAUCUUUUCCUGGGCCUAUCUUUGCAUAAGGCCGCACAGUAUUCAGGUAGAGGUCUAACCCUUCUAACUGAGCUGUGAACUUAAGUUUGUACAAGACAUUUCAUGUUUGUCUACGUAUAAAAUUGGAAUGAUUUUUGCACCUGUUUUUCAUAACUGUAUUUUCAGUUUUUUUGUUUGGUUGUGUUGUAUUUUGAAUAUGUGAUUUGCACUUGUUGUAUUAGAGAUGAAAGAGCACAGAUGUUUGAUUAUUUUGUGUAUGUUGAACAAAUGAUUUACAAAAGGUUGUAAAUUUUGGGCAUGUAUGUAUAUAAACAGGUUACAGUUCAUGCCUUGCAUGUAGUCAGACUUGUGGUUUUGAUUUAUUUCCACUGAAAUUUAUUGUGGUGUAAAUUGACCACCUGAUUUUUUUUUUUUUUUUUUUUUUUUGAGAAUUCUUUUCUUGAGCAAUUACUGGAUUAUGUGAUUUUUCUUCACAUAUGAGACUUAUGCAAAUUUUAUUUUGUGCUCAUUUAAAGUGCAUUUGUCAAUUUGUUUUGAAGAGUGUAUUUUGAGCUAAAGUGCUAAAAAAAAAGAAGAAAAAACAAAAAAAUUAAGUUUCUGGGAAAACUAAACUAAGCUACUGUAACAAAAAUCCAAAUGACUGGGAUUUAU